AAAAUGUGCAUAGUGAAUUAAAAUUAAUAGGGCUUUGACAUCUUCAGGAUAUCUAAUACAUACAUAUGUUCAUAUGUUCAUAUAGGAUAUAGAGCAUAAUGGUUUAUAGUGUGAGUGGGAAAACGAGUUUAAUCAGUGCUAGAUGCCGUUGGCAGCUGAUUGCCACCAUGACGGUAAACAUAAUGACGCUGACGCAUGGCGUAGGUGUAGGUUGGCUGGCGCCCUCCUUGCCUUUAUUAGGCUCCGAGGAGAGCCCUUUAGGAGAAGCCAUCAGCAUAGUUGAGGCUUCCUGGGUGGGCUCAUUAAUCGGACUCGGCUCACUAACAGGCAACAUUAUAUUCGGAACGCUCUUGGAUCGUUUGGGGCGCAAGCUUUGCAUGUACUUAAUAGCCAUACCUAACAUGAUCUAUUGGAUUCUUAUCUACACCGCAGAGAAUGUGACAUAUCUAUAUGUAGGUCGAUUUUUAGCUGGGAUCUCUGGGGGCGGAUGCUAUGUUGUGUUGCCCAUAUUUAUAUCUGAAAUAGCUGAUAGCAACAUUCGUGGUGCGCUGGCCUCUCUACCGCUUAUGUAUGUUAGCAUUGGCAUGAUUUUAGGAUACUUGCUUACCUCUUUUUUAAGCUACUACGUGAUGCCCUGCGUAGCGAUUGCACUGCCGGUCAUAUAUUUUUUAACAAUCAUUAGCUUAUGGGAGACUCCGCAAUAUCUGCUUAAACAAGGACGCGAUACUUUAGCCGAGCGGUCGUAUUACUUCUACAAGAAUCUGUCACUGUCUCCUUCUGAUAACGACAACGAAUUAGCUCAACAUGACGCGGCUAAACAAGAAUUUGAGACGUUUAAGCAACAAGUCUUAAGCGGUGGGAUCAGGGAAACAAUCACUUGGCGAGAUUUCCUCAACCGAUCCACUUUGAAGAUUUUUGUGAUCAAUUUCACUCUUAUAAUUUGCAAUCAGUUGUCAGGCAGUUUUGCUUUGUUCAACUACACGUCUCACAUAUUCAACGAGCUAGAAACGCAAAUUGCAGCAAACACGUGCACUAUUGUUAUGGGUGCCUCGCAAGUGUUGGGCAUUGUGUGUGCGGUCAGUUUAGUGGACCGUUUAGGUCGUCGUCCACUGCUGCUCACAUCGUUUGUAGGCAUGGGCUUUGGAGAGCUCAGCAUUGGACUCCUGAAGCAGUUUGCACCUAGCGACCUUCUAGCCCAGCUCAACUGGCUACCCUUGCUCCUUAUGUGCUUGGUUGCAUUUAUAGCCUCAUUAGGUGUUAUAUCUUUGGUAUUUGUUAUCGUUAUCGAACUUUUGCCAGCCAAGAUACGAUCUGUUGGCACCUCCAUUUGUAUGGUCACAUUAAGUAUGUUCAUCUUCGUGUCGCUGAAAAUAUAUCCUCUGAUGAUCUUCGGGCCAGGUUUAUCUGCAACCAUGUACAUGUCAGCGGCCGCGUGCGCCUUUGGCUUUUCCGUAAUGAGUCUCUUUCUACCGGAGACCAAGGGCAAAUUGCUGACCAACUGAUUUCGUUAUUACAUAAAACAUUAAAGCACCUUCCGCCACACCAAACCGUCACUUUGAAAACAGGUCUACCUUACGACCAGCAUUAAAAGACUAUAAACUGUUUUCCACAAAAGCUGAUAACACUUUAGUCUUAUCCUGAACAUUUGAAUUAAAUUAAAUUUAUGUUCUUUACUGUGGUUAUUUUCUUGGAAGUGUCAUUGUGGAUUUGUUGUUAAUAAUAUGAAUUCAAUUCAGUGUGUUUGGUAAAAAUCUUAAGUGUCUGGUGUGUUUCAAUAUGAUCUCUUAAAUUUUAAAGCUUUGCAAACCAAUUUGUUUGCCGUCUCUUAGUUUCCAACUACACAUAUUUUUAUGAUCCAACAAGCGCAACAAUUGAAAUUGUAAGCACUAAAAAAAAUAAACCAACAAAGGCUUAGUAAAUUGAAACAAAUUAAGAUUGUUAUAAUUUUCAGGUAUAAAAUAUGCAUAAUCAGCAUACACAGUUGACAAACUUCCAAAUAUAAUUUUUUAUCUGCACAGCUCUUUGAGCU
Molecule: messenger RNA, 2029 nt
Organism: Drosophila busckii
Lineage: Eukaryota; Metazoa; Arthropoda; Insecta; Diptera; Drosophilidae
Product: facilitated trehalose transporter Tret1
Exons: 6
Coding region: 99-1502 (467 amino acids)
Biological process (GO): carbohydrate transport; transmembrane transport
Cellular component (GO): membrane
Molecular function (GO): sugar transmembrane transporter activity
Source: RefSeq, a predicted model, not a curated record